AACAUGUUUUUUUGUUUUUUGUCAGAUGGCAGAGGGAGACAAGAAGUCUGCCAAGAGGAAGCACGGGAGCCGGAACCCGGUUCUGGCCCGGGGCAUCGGCCGGUACUCCCGCUCUGCUAUGUUUGCUCGCAGGGCCAUGUACAAAAGGAAGUCCAAGACCACUGACACCAAGAUCGAGAAAAAGCUCAAGGCCAAACCCCAGUACACGGUUGUGAAAACUGUUGGAGGAGACAAGAAUGGAGGCACUCGUGUUGUUAAACUGCGCAAGAUGCCCCGCUACUACCCCACAGAAGACGUACCCCGUAAACUGAAGAGUCACGGCAAGAAGCCCUUCAGCCAGCACAAGAGGAACCUGCGCAGCUCCAUCACCCCCGGAACCGUGCUCAUCCUGCUCACCGGCCGCCACCGUGGAAAGCGUGUGGUGUUCCUGAAGCAGCUCUCAAGUGGUCUCCUGCUCGUCACUGGCCCUCUGGCCUUGAACAGAGUCCCUCUGCGCAGAGCCCACCAGAAAUUUGUCAUUGCUACUAACACGAAAGUUGACAUCUCUGGCAUGAAGAUCCCCAAAACCAUCAACGAUGCUUAUUUCAAGAAGAAGAAGCUGAGGAGGCCCCGUCACCAGGAGGGAGAGAUCUUUGAUACGGAAAAAGAGAAGUAUCAGGUGACAGAGCAGAGGAAGGCAGACCAGAAGGCUGUUGAUUCUGAGCUCCUGCCCCUUAUCAAGAAAGUACCUCAGCUGAGAGGAUACCUGCGCUCCUCCUUCUGCCUGUCUAAUGGAGUUUACCCACACAAGCUGGUUUUCUAACUUGUAAUAAAGAGUGCUACCAUCUA
Cololabis saira (Pacific saury) is the source of this 828-nucleotide messenger RNA. RefSeq names its product ribosomal protein L6 (gene rpl6). The coding region runs from base 26 to 802 and encodes 258 amino acids. Lineage: Eukaryota; Metazoa; Chordata; Actinopteri; Beloniformes; Belonidae. Gene Ontology annotation, cellular component: ribosome. The transcript has 6 exons. The record is from RefSeq and is a predicted model, not a curated record. Gene Ontology annotation, biological process: translation. Gene Ontology annotation, molecular function: structural constituent of ribosome.